This is a messenger RNA of Penicillium macrosclerotiorum, 321 nucleotides long. RefSeq names its product DUF3759 domain-containing protein. The record is from RefSeq and is a predicted model, not a curated record. Bases 1 to 321 code for a protein of 106 amino acids. Lineage: Eukaryota; Fungi; Ascomycota; Eurotiomycetes; Eurotiales; Aspergillaceae. The transcript is spliced from 3 exons.
AUGGGUUUCUUCGAUCACGAUUCCGAGGAGUACCGUCACCACGACGAGAUGACCAACCGCCCCCACGAGGCUAAGUGGUCUCACGAGCUGAUUGGCGGUGCCGCUGCCUACGAGGCCAUGAAGGCCUACGAGGAGCACGAGGCUCGAAACGGCAAGAUUGAUGAGCACGCCAAGGCCAAGGAGGUUGUCGCCGGCCUCAUCGGCGCUUUCGUCGACCGCGAAGUUGAGACUAAGGGUCUUGACUUCAUUGACCGGGAGAAGGCCAAGCACCACGCCCGUGAGCGUGCCGAGGCGAGCAUGAACAACAGCGGCCGUUGGUAA